Messenger RNA from Hypoxylon fragiforme, 438 nucleotides. RefSeq lists its product as uncharacterized. Lineage: Eukaryota; Fungi; Ascomycota; Sordariomycetes; Xylariales; Hypoxylaceae. Bases 20 to 232 code for a protein of 70 amino acids. The record is from RefSeq and is a predicted model, not a curated record. The transcript has a single exon.
AGAUGUAGGUAAGGUUUGCAUGCUUGUAAUGAAUCUUCGGUCCAGACCGUCGUCGUCGUUGUCGUUGUCGUCGUUGUUGUUGUUGCUCACCAGGGAGAUGCCGACCGACCGACCGACCGCCCGACCGCCCGAUCGACCGAAUCGAUCUACCAACAUCCCUCUCUCAUGGCGUCGCAACCCGCGGUACAGCAAUGUAGAUGUCACCUUCUUUAGGUCUUCGCCGUGUACCUAGGUCCCGUACGGUUUUUGUUGGCGACUGUUGACUCUCGGGAAGGCCCGUUGGCGGGGGUCAGGUUACGCUCGUGGAUGGUACGGUUGGUUUUGGGUUGAUUUGGUAGGCACGGUGGUGGUAGUGGUAGGUAUGGUAUGGUAUGGUAUGGUAUGGCCGCUAGGCUGGCAUGUAGGUAACCUAGGUAUGUCAUAUCAUAUCAUGUUAUG